Messenger RNA from Equus quagga, 1587 nucleotides. RefSeq names its product serine and arginine rich splicing factor 3 (gene SRSF3). The record is from RefSeq and is a predicted model, not a curated record. Gene Ontology annotation, cellular component: nuclear speck. Gene Ontology annotation, biological process: mRNA splicing, via spliceosome. The transcript is spliced from 6 exons. Gene Ontology annotation, molecular function: RNA binding. The coding region runs from base 124 to 618 and encodes 164 amino acids. NCBI's taxonomy places the organism in Eukaryota, Metazoa, Chordata, Mammalia, Perissodactyla, Equidae.
CCGCCAUUUCGUGGACGCCGGGGUAGCGUGAGCAUCUGCGGGGUCCGGGCGGGAGGGGAGCGGGAAGAGCCGUCCGAGGGUGUGUGGAUUUGAGCCUCCGCAUUUCUAUCCCAAGAUCUCGAAAUGCAUCGUGAUUCCUGUCCAUUGGACUGUAAGGUUUAUGUAGGUAAUCUUGGAAACAAUGGUAACAAGACUGAAUUGGAACGAGCUUUUGGUUAUUAUGGACCACUCCGAAGCGUGUGGGUUGCUAGAAACCCUCCCGGCUUUGCUUUUGUUGAAUUUGAAGAUCCCCGAGAUGCAGCUGAUGCUGUCCGAGAGCUAGAUGGGAGAACAUUAUGUGGCUGCCGAGUAAGAGUGGAACUGUCUAAUGGUGAAAAGAGAAGUCGAAAUCGUGGCCCACCUCCCUCUUGGGGUCGCCGCCCUCGAGAUGAUUAUCGGAGAAGGAGUCCUCCACCUCGACGCAGAUCUCCAAGACGGAGAAGCUUCUCCCGCAGCCGGAGCAGGUCCCUUUCGAGAGAUAGGAGAAGAGAGAGAUCACUGUCCCGGGAGAGAAAUCAUAAGCCGUCUCGAUCCUUCUCUAGGUCUCGUAGCCGAUCUAGGUCAAAUGAAAGGAAAUAGAAGACCAGUUUGCAAGAGGAGGGGUGUACAGGAAAUAACUUCAUUUGACAGGAGUAUGUACAGAAAAUUCAAGUUUUGUUUGAGACUUCAUAAGCUUGGUGCAUUUUUAAGAUGUUUUAGCUGUUCACAUUUUUUGUCUCUUGGAACAGUGACACAUAAAGUUGUAAUUCUCUAUGGUUUGAAAUGGAUCGUAUGAGGCAUGUAAUACCAGUUGUUACUUUACAAUGUUCCCUUAAGCAAAAUUGAAUUUGCUUUGAACUUUAUUUAGUCUUGCCUAGACUGAUAAUAAACCUCUAACUCCUGCCCAGCUAAAGUGUGAUGUUUAAUAUGAGGGAGACAAAACUGGCAGAAAUUGAACUAAGACUGACUUUUUCCAUAGCUGGGAUAUGGUGUACAGCUGUAGUUGAAAAAUCAGUCUUUAGAAGUUGCUGCGAACACAAGGCAGCAGGUAAAAAUUAAAGCUGCACCAUUAAACUAAAUUGGAGGGGGUUUGGUAUUGUUUUAAUCCAACUAGUCUUCGCACUGGGCAGAGGUUGUCUAGUUGGUGUAGAAUCUAAGGAGUUUCAAGAAAGUUAGUUUACCUUUGCUUUAGGUCAUAAGGUCCUUACGUGAUUGCUGUAUAUGAAUAUAUAACUCUUUGUAACAUUCUUUAUUUGGAAAUUUGAGACUAUUCAAGAUACCAGUGUCCUGCCAGUUUAAGGGUACAUUGUAGAGCUGAACUUUUGAGUUAACUGUGCGAGAUUUUUUUUCAUGCUGUCAUUUGUAAUAUGUUUUGUGAGAAUCCUUGGGAUUAAAGUUUUGGUUACAAAUUGUUGUUUAACCUGAAAGCCUGUUUUUCCUUGCAAAACUAAAAUCUAUGAGCUUGGUACCAAGUCCAGGUAUAACAUUCCUAUUGGAAGCCAUACUUAUAUUUUCUUGUAAAGUGCUUUUGAAUUAAUAAAAUAUUAGUAUAAUUGUGUAAUAGUCAAA